Rotaria sordida is the source of this 1812-nucleotide messenger RNA. NCBI's taxonomy places the organism in Eukaryota, Metazoa, Rotifera, Eurotatoria, Philodinida, Philodinidae. The record is from the annotation of a GenBank genome assembly.
AUGGAUGAUCAACAACAAAAACAAAAACGUAAAAAUCGUAUUCGUUCUAUUGUCAGCUUUACUCAAGGAAUAGCAAUUACUCUGUUUUUAUUUUCUGUCACAAUUGCUACAUAUUUGACAGUUAUAUAUCGAGCUCGUCUUGCACCACUUAUUAAUUAUGCUAUUGUUUUUGAUGCUGGAAGUUCUCAUACGGAAAUGUUUGUUUAUAAUUGGCCUGCUGAUAAAUCAGAAGGUUUAGGUACAACAUCAUCAGUCAGUCAAUAUUUUGUUUGUCCACUCGCAUCAUUAUUUGUUAGUGAUCCAAUAAAAGUCAACAGUUCCAUGAAACUUAAGGCUAUAUCUGAUUUUGAGCAAUAUCUUGAUUUAUUAGAUGAUUAUUUUGCACCUUGUUUAAAUGAAGCAGUAGCAAAAAUACCAUCCAAUCGUCAUAAAUUUUCACCAAUUUUUCUUGGUGCAACGGCAGGUAUGCGUUUAGUACGUUUACGUAAUAGAACACGAUCAAAUCAUAUACUUGAAACAAUACGUGAAAUAUUUUUAAAUUAUCCAUUCCAAUUUGUUACUGCACGACAAGUACGAAUAUUGACUGGUAUGGAAGAAGCUAUUGAUGGUUGGAUAACUACUAAUAUUCUAUUAGAAAAAUUUAAACAUCGUCAUGAACAUAAGAAACAAUCAGGAACAAUAACUUCACCAGAUGAACUUGAUCCAUAUAUGGUCGGUGUACUUGAUUUAGGUGGAGCAUCAACACAAGUAACAUUUAGUUAUAAACGUAAUAUUGAUGAUGAUCCAAUUCCAUCUGAAUAUACAACAAAUCUAACUUUAUUCGAUUCAGUUUAUAGUCCAUAUGCUCAUAGCUAUUUAUGUUGGGGUAAAAAUGUAGCAUUUAGACGACAUCGAGCUCGUCUUCUUAAUGCUGCAUUAAAUGUCAAUCCUAUAUAUUUACCAACAUCAUCACCUAUUGUUAUACGUGAUCCAUGUUUACCUCGUGGUACUAAUGAUACAAUAGUACCAGCAUUUCUCUUUGAUUCACCAUGUACAGCGAAUGAAAAACAACAAUUUAAUAAUAAUAGUAUUAAUAUAUCAUUCGUUUCAUUUAUUGGUGAGGGAAGUGCUAGUAAAUGUCGUCAACAUAUUAUAAAUUUAUUUGAUGCUAAACGUAAUGAUAGAAUAGUGAAUUGCUCAUUUAAACAAGAAUAUUGUACAUUUGAUAAUACAUUUCAACCAAAAUUACCAGACAAAAUGGGUUUUAUUGGUCUUUCUGGUUAUUAUUAUGUAUUUGAUAAUCUAGCUCAUGGUAUGUCAAAACCAAAUGGAUCAACAGGUGAACGAUAUAAAAUGAAAGAUUUUCCUUUAAGAGAAAUACACAAACGUAUGAUUAAUGUUUGUGAGACAGAAUAUAAAAUAUUUUAUCAACAAGAAGCUAUGACUCCAUCUAAUGAACAACAUAAACGAGGUUUAUGUUUUGAUGCUUGGUUUGUAUGGCUUUUAUUAACACGUGGUAUUGGUUUUACAGAAAAUGGUUUAAAACAUGUAAGUUUUGCAAAGACAUUCCCAACAGGUAAUGUUGGUUGGACACUUGGUUAUAUGAUUAAUCAAACAAAUUAUAUUCCGGCUGAAUAUCGUGAAAGACGAAUAGAAAAAAGUCGAUUUAUUAGUUGGAUAACAAUAUCAAUAAUGCUUGCUUUAAUUACAUUUAUUUAUCUUAUUCUUACAUGCCAAACAUAUGCACGUCAUGCAUAUCGAAAACGAUCAAAUCAUAUAACAACAAUAAAUAAAGAUGGUUAUACUCAACCACAUGGUCAAUCAUUGGUUUAA